AAGGGAUAUUAGUAGUCGAUGAUGGUAGACAUUUUCUGUGGAAUACUCAGUGGUGCUCACCAUGUCCGAAAAUGGAAGGAAUCUCAGCAAAGACAAGCAAACUUGGGCCAGUGCUUUGUUGCAGUAGACCCGGAAGCGUUUGCGCCUGGGUUUGCAGACAGACUAAGUGAUCUCAUGCUACAUUGUAGGAAUCUUGAACCAGCAGAUGGUCAAUCAGAAGUGUUGGUAGCCGGUGAUCCGGAGAGGAUACACAUGGAAAAAUGUGACAAUCAAGGUGGAAUCUGGUACCAUCCAAACCAAAUUAAAAAUGCCAAUGAUAUAGCUGCGUCAUUACAAAUUGAGCCAAUGAAAACACUGUAGAAGGCUGAACGCAAAUUCAAGAUCACAGUCAAAUGGACACACUGUCAAAUCAUUUUUACUAUGUGCUACUGUUGUGUAUUAUUACAAUUACUGAAUAUUUAUAUGUGUUGUA
Messenger RNA from Ruditapes philippinarum (Manila clam), 472 nucleotides. RefSeq lists its product as uncharacterized. The transcript has 4 exons. Lineage: Eukaryota; Metazoa; Mollusca; Bivalvia; Venerida; Veneridae. The coding region runs from base 19 to 360 and encodes 113 amino acids. Gene Ontology annotation, molecular function: oxidoreductase activity. The record is from RefSeq and is a predicted model, not a curated record.